Molecule: messenger RNA, 510 nt
Organism: Trichomonas vaginalis G3
Lineage: Eukaryota; Parabasalia; Trichomonadida; Trichomonadidae
Exons: 1
Coding region: 1-510 (169 amino acids)
Source: RefSeq, a predicted model, not a curated record
AUGGAGCGUCGUAAGAACCAAGGAAAUCCAAAUCUUGUUUAUAUGAAAGCCGAAAACUCAAAAGUUGUUCCUACAACAAUAUGCAAUUAUUCUCAAUGCGAGUUCGUUGGCAAUAACGAUGGCUACAUUAAAUACUCAAAUUUCGGAGAUAAUACAACAUUUAUUUAUAAACUCGAAUUUGCAGAGAAUACAACUACAGAUAUCUGCAACAGAAAGAUAAUUCCUAUUGUUAACGUGAAUAGCAUGGAAGAUAGGUUCUUCAAACCUCUCAGACACGAAUUAGAUUGUUCUAAGCCUGCAUCACCAGAUCACUCUUACUAUAACUUCUACUACGCUACAGGAAUACUCAUAGUAUUAUGCGCUGUAUGCUUAUUUGCUGUUUACAAAGGUUGGUGCGCAAAAUUAUCUUAUAAAGUAUUUGGAGGCAACAAUGGAGAGCCAACUAUUCAGAAUAUCGACGAAGAUCUCGUUGAUGAUAUUGCUAUCGAUGAUGCCGAAGAAGACGCCUAA